AUGGCGGAAGCUGCAGCCAAGUCCGUGCUGGGUACGAUCAGUCAGGGGCACCACGAAUGCCCGAUUUGUUGCUGUCGUUUCAUCGAUCCCAAGGUGCUGGACUGUCUGCACAGCUACUGCCUGAACUGCCUUGAGGAGCUCAUCAGCAGUCAGCAACCCAAGGCAGACGAAAUUCAUUGUCCAGUUUGCAGACGGGUAACUGCGGUACCAGACACCGGAUUGCAGGGUCUACCCAACUGCUAUUUCCUGAGUUCCCUCGUCGAUGAAUUCAACAAGCAGGAGCGGUUGAUAGGAGGCACGCUAGAUGAUACUUGUACAUGUGAGCAAUGCGAUGAGGGCUUGGAAGCCGUCUCCAGGUGUUUAGACUGUGACGGGAACAUCUGCCAGAAAUGCCUGGAAAUGCAUCGAAAGAUGAAAUGCACCAAGAAACAUCGGAUCGCCAACUUGGAUCAAAGAAGAGCAGAGAUGCCUCCUACAGUAGGUAGGGGGAACGAUACCCCAAAAUGUAACAAGCACACUAACCAGGAAAUUUGCAUUUAUUGCCAAACAUGCAAGAUAUUGGCGUGUGCAAAAUGUGCUGCGUUCGAUCAUCGUACAGCGGAACAUGAAUACAGAGAAGUCGCUGAUGCCAUGCUAUCGUACCGUCGAGAUGUCCGCGAAAUUCUGAAAAGGUUUGACAAAAGAAGAGAAGAAUUCAAAGUCGCCGACGAUUCACUGACGCAUGCUAGGAACAGGUUGAGAAUCAAGGUCGCCCGGGCUUGUAAAGACAUUACCUCCAAAGAGGAGGAAGAGAUUGCAAAGAUUCAGAAUAAAUCUCGCCUUCUCAGAGACAAAGUAACACAAAUUGGAGAAGAACGCGAUAGAAGGUUUGAAGAAGUUCAAAAAAGCAAUCGUGACAAGAUUGAGUGGGCUGAGCAAAUCGUAGCGACAGUCAGCGACUUGAUGCAGCAAGCUGACGACUUUGAGCUUUUGGACCUUAAACCGAAGGUGAUGCACAACUUAGAGUUCCAGGAGGAACUCGAGUUUGAGCAGGCACAGCAAGAGCUCUCAUUCAUCGGGGUGAAAUGUCAAGAUGUCGUGGCAGAUACAGACCUCGGUGUUGUGCUUCAGGAAGAAAAGUGGCAGCUGAAAGAAGAGUUUGGUGAGAAGGGUGAUGACGAUGGACAAUUUCAGUUUGCUGGAGGCGUCGCGUGUCUAAGCAAUGGUGACAUAGCCGUUACCGACACAGCAAAAAAGCAGUUGAUGAUGUUUACUUCAACUGGGGAGUUUAAAACAAGUAUAGGUCUGGAUUGGUUGAAUAACCCCUGGGGGGUAGCUGCGACCUCCGAUGACCUACUCUUGGUCACUGAUGAAAAGUACGUAAAGGUGUUUGACUUUAGUCUAGGAUUCAUUCGCCAGCUCGCACCAUCACAAAAUGAGGAAGACGUUGAUACAGAUAGUUGGCUCGCUGGUAUCGCUGGAGACCAGGAAAAUCAGAUUGCAGUGGCAGACAUCGGAAGAAAGGUGAUAUCUCUCCACAAUCUGGAUGGCUCGUUGAUUACAACCAUUCCAAAUGACAUGAUUGAUACAUCUUGGGCCAUCGGGCUCAACGAACGCCUGAUCUUCGCAAACUUCUUUGAGAGCAAGUUGAUUUGUACUACCUAUACAGGAGAUAAGGUGUUCAAUGUCAACAUUUCACUUGACGGGGAACGUGUACGACCCUUGGGCCUGUGCUACGAUGAUGCUGGGGACAUCUAUGUUUCCGUUUGUCUUCAAGAUAAAGGCGGUGAGGUGCACCAUUAUUCACCCGCGGGAGUCUUCAUUGGGCGGGUGGUUGGCGGACUUGUCUGUCCCCGCGGUCUGACUUUCGCGCCAAGCGGAGACCUCGUGGUGGUUGAUGUGUUCUCUGUCAACAUCCUUCAGCGGGUGUGAGCGAGUGAAGCUCUCUUGUGAUUAAUCAAUCUCCUGCCGAAACAGAACAGCAUAUAAAGCUAAUACCGGAUUGACGCAUUCAGGCCGUGUGCUAUUAACGCUGCCAAUGUUUGACCAUACAGCAUCUUUUUCCUCUCUUAACAUGAGAAGGUUUCUGACAUGGGGACACAUGAGACAAUCGCUGUGUUUGGUUGCGGAUUCCGUAAUACCGCAGUAAUACCCCAAAUGUCCUAAGAAAAACAAUCAUAGACGACUGUUUUGCUGUUUGCUAUGCU
Patiria miniata (bat star) is the source of this 2186-nucleotide messenger RNA. RefSeq names its product E3 ubiquitin-protein ligase TRIM71-like. Gene Ontology annotation, biological process: positive regulation of DNA-templated transcription. Gene Ontology annotation, cellular component: chromatin; nucleoplasm. The transcript has a single exon. The coding region runs from base 1 to 1911 and encodes 636 amino acids. Gene Ontology annotation, molecular function: protein binding; zinc ion binding; ubiquitin-protein transferase activity. Lineage: Eukaryota; Metazoa; Echinodermata; Asteroidea; Valvatida; Asterinidae. The record is from RefSeq and is a predicted model, not a curated record.